AUGCAAACGAUCAAAUGUGUCGUAAGUCGGCGCGAUCUGAUCACGCAUCCAGCGGCGCACCCGGCCGGAGGGGGGGAUGUGCCCACUGCCCCUCCCGUCCAGCCUGGUCCGCAUCCGCGUGCUCUAGGCAUGAUCUCCACGGAGGCUGAUCCUCCUCUGGGCCCUGCUGUUAUCUCUAGGUCGUUGGUGAUGGUGCUGUUGGAAAGGUGAGCCCCUGCGCCGUGUCGACCGCCCGUCUUGCACCGGGCUCAGCACUUGGGACGCCCUCCGCCGACUCGUGUUGAGCCACUGUACCGGUGAUGAAACUGUCCAGUCACUAACGCACGCACCCUCGCCCGCCCGUCGCGCGUGUCACCCGCCGUCCAAUCGCAGACCUGCCUCCUCAUCUCGUACACAACAAACAAAUUCCCGUCCGAAUACGUCCCGACCGUAUUCGAUAACUAUGUAAGCUGUUCGCCCCCACCGCAUCUCCCGAGCAUGGACCUCAGCGAUAGGCACCCCCCCGCCUCGCGUUUUGGCCCUGCCCCUCAACUUUUGGGCCCGCAUGUUGUCGCUAGUCCCUAGCCUUUCGCAUCUGCGCUCCGCCCCGAUACACUAGUUGCAACGACCUAAAACUGACUCGCGAUUUCUGCGCCGAUACGCCCUUGCAGGCCGUCACUGUCAUGAUUGGCGACGAUCCCUACACGCUCGGCUUGUUCGAUACCGCCGGUCAAGAGGAUUACGAUCGACUGAGGCCGCUGUCGUACCCGCAAACCGACGUGUUCCUCGUAUGCUUCUCCGUCACCAGCCCUGCCUCGUUCGAGAACGUCAAGGAGAAGUGGUUCCCUGAGGUGAGUUCCCUCGCGACCUGGCCCUUCUGUCACCAGACACCGUGUCGAUCGACCGUCCCGCCCACCGCCCUAGCUGACUGUGCAAGGAGUGAUGCUCUUGGCCCCACGCCAGGUCCACCACCACUGCCCCGGUGUCCCUUGCUUGAUCGUUGGUACCCAAGUCGAUUUGCGGGACGAUCCCGCCGUCCUGGAGAAGCUCGGUCGGCAAAAGCAGAGGCCCGUCGCUCCUGAGGCCGGUGAACGCCUCUCGCGAGAACUUGGCGCGGUCAAAUACGUCGAGUGCUCCGCGCUGACGCAGAAGGGCGUAAGUCGUGUUCGAGAAGCACGUCAUCAAGAAAGUGCACAGGGCUGACUUGCGACUGGAUCCCGACCUUUGCACACGCCAUAUACAGUUGAAGAAUGUCUUUGACGAGGCCAUCUGCGCAGCGCUCGAACCGUCGACGAAGAAGACUAAGAAGAAGCCUUGCAGCAUCUUGUAA
This is a messenger RNA of Microbotryum saponariae, 1309 nucleotides long. Lineage: Eukaryota; Fungi; Basidiomycota; Microbotryomycetes; Microbotryales; Microbotryaceae. The record is from the annotation of a GenBank genome assembly.